Messenger RNA from Uloborus diversus, 1739 nucleotides. RefSeq names its product sestrin homolog. Gene Ontology annotation, biological process: cellular response to L-leucine; regulation of response to reactive oxygen species; negative regulation of TORC1 signaling. NCBI's taxonomy places the organism in Eukaryota, Metazoa, Arthropoda, Arachnida, Araneae, Uloboridae. The transcript has 9 exons. Bases 258 to 1418 code for a protein of 386 amino acids. Gene Ontology annotation, molecular function: oxidoreductase activity, acting on peroxide as acceptor; L-leucine binding. Gene Ontology annotation, cellular component: nucleus. The record is from RefSeq and is a predicted model, not a curated record.
AGUUUGGCGUGUUUACGCAACGAUUGUGCGCCGAGUAGCGGGGAAUGACGUCGCAAUUUAUCAGUUAUUGGCUGAAAAGUGGUCUUUCAGCUUUGCACUGAUGUAUAUUCGCCCAGCUGUUUUCUCGAUUCGCACUCUCUCAGUUUCUGAGCGACCACGCGAUGGGACAGAACGGUGAUAAAACGGUCUCUGCUUGAUACUAUAAAUCUGUGAACUCUGAGCAAUAAGAUUUGUUAAAUCGGUGCUUUUCGGCUACCAUGAACGGCGAAAAAAAAAACGACGGUAUACAGCACGUCUAUCAUCAAAUAAGCUAUCAUCCCGAGUAUCUACAUGAAUUUCUGAAGACUCAAAACUUCCUUCUCAGAGGAGAUGGACCACUUCGUUAUGAUCACAGACACUACAUUGCAAUUAUGGCAGCUGCUCGACAUCAGUGCACCUGUUUGAUCAAUCACCACAAACAGAAAUUUACUGCUCAAGGAGGGAAUCCUCAAUGGCUCCAAGGACUGCAAUACAUCCCAGCGAAGCUCAGGAACUUAAGUGAGAUCAAUAAAAUCAUGGCUCACACUCCAUGGCUCCUGCGAAGGUGCCAUAUUGAAAAACUAACGAAAGGGAAAGAAAGUUGGUCCCUUGGAGAACUGUGCCAAGCUUUAGUUCUUUUAGCUCAUUUUCAUUCACUCUGCAGUUUUGUAUUUGCAUCUGAGAUCUUAGAGUCACCCGAGGAGGGAUCUGAAACUGGGCAAUCGAUGCUUGAUGACUACAUCAAUUGUGAAGAGGACGCUGUGUUGACUGUUGAAGAACUUAUGGAAAAGAUGCAUAUAAUCCAAAACAAAGAGAAGGAAUGUUCAUGCGAAGAAGCCAAGAAUGAGUCUGCAAGUGGCGCAGACUCAAAACACAACUGUGAUAUUCAUAGAUUCACCGACGAUCAUUCUUUCCCAAGUAAAGAUUGCCUUAUUGCACAGGAUCGGCCUCAUUUUUUCAUUCAGGACUGCUCUUGGGAUGGCCAUGCUUAUUCUUUGUUGAAUCGCUUUUACAGCGAUGUAGGGACAAUCCUGGAUGUAAAAUUCAAAGUUGCGUAUGAUCUAACUUACUAUACCAUGGGCCAUAAAGAGAACGUCGAUACAACUAUUUUUCGCCGAGCUGUAUGGAAUUAUGUUCAUCGAAUGUACAGCAUAAUUCAUGAUGACUACAACUAUUCUGAAAUGGAAAACUUGCUGGAAAAAGGCUUCAGAUCUUAUGCUGAAACUGUCUGUUUUUGUCCUGAGAAGAUUACUCACGAUGCUCAUGACGAAAUAAUGAGGGCUUUCAGACACUCAGAAAAAGUGCAUGUGAAUUUGAUGUUAUUUGAAGCUCGUCUUCAAGCAGAAUUAUUGUAUGCUUUUGCUGCGUUAAUGCAAUACCUGUCAGAUAAAGCCAACUGAGUAAAUUGAGCUCUUCAAAAAAUGGUGAAAGACUUAAAACGUAUACAAGGAUGUAGUGUGGAACUGGUUAUUAUUUUUUAUUUUUUUAUUUAUUGUUUUUUUUUUCUUUUCUUUUCUUUUUCUUUCUUUCUUUUUUUUUUCGUAUUUUGUUUUUAUUUUAAAAUGACCAGAGGUGAAGCAAAAUGGUGUUACAUCAACGCUUUACAUCAACUUGCAACAACGUUAAUUUUUUUUAUGUCUUUGCAAUAAUGAAAUUUUAUGUUUGUAAUUCUUGAGUUGUGGUGUUUACUUUAUAUUUGCUUGUUAAAUAAAACAUUUAAA